Notothenia coriiceps (black rockcod) is the source of this 780-nucleotide messenger RNA. Its product is annotated as high affinity nerve growth factor receptor-like. The record is from RefSeq and is a predicted model, not a curated record. Gene Ontology annotation, molecular function: protein binding. The transcript is spliced from 5 exons. The coding region runs from base 64 to 780 and encodes 238 amino acids. Lineage: Eukaryota; Metazoa; Chordata; Actinopteri; Perciformes; Nototheniidae.
GACACUGACUCCAACUACAGCUGCCAAAGCUCUUCUCUGGGGCUGAGAAGAUCCUCUUUGAGCAUGGCUGUGGCACCCUAUGCCCUGGCACUUCCCCUGGUGUUCGCCCUGCUCAGCCUGGCACCGGCGCCCGCUUUGGGAGGUUGCCCGGCGGCUUGCAGGUGCUCCUUCGCCAUGCUGCAGUGUCUGGAGCCCAAUGGUAUCACCAGCAUCCCGGCACUGGCAACACAAGAGAGUGAGAAUGUGACGGAGAUUUACAUUGAAAACCAAGACGCCCUGGAGAAUAUAACAGAGAUUGAUCUUGCUUACUACAGAGAGCUGAAAAACCUCACGGUCACAUCAUGUAAGCUGAGGCUCAUCUCUAUCAAUGCCUUCCAAUUCAACCUCAAGCUGCAGUAUGUGAACCUGGCAUCAAACUCUCUGGAACACAUCUCCUGGAGGGUGUUUCAUUUUCUACCACUGCUCAACCUUGCCUACGACACCAUCAAAGGGGAGGAACUGAUGGAGAGUGUGCGAAUAGUGCAGGCAGCGCAAGGUGAAAGGCAAUAUGGGGAGGCCUGGAGGGUCAUCAAUGAGAUGACUGGGCGGAAGAGGUCUAAGGAGGGACAGGUUGAGGGACACAGCCCCAAGGAGAGGGUGACGACCUGGUUCAACCACUUCCAAAGCCUGCUGGGCACAAUAGCGGAUGGAGCUGAGGAAAGUAUACCAGCUUUCCUCCAGAACCUGCCCAUCGACGAUGGUCCCUUCACAGUGAGCUUGCCAGGGCGAAGUCCACAGUGA